UUGGUCAAUCUACCUGCCAAUCAAACGUGGGCGGGUUAAGCCCGAGUCACUCGGUGAGGGCGAAGCGGCGGCGGAGCUGUCAAACGGCAGCAAUCGGCUGAAAUAAUUUCACGGACGGUGCGAAACACGUCGUACUUUGCUCUUCAGCGGCAACGAGCAGGACGGACGCGUACUUCGAGAGCACUUUGAGCAUUCCGCCUUUGGGAAUUUGGACUUCUUAACCGCCGGCGACGAAAAACUUCCUGUUUUUUCGUGUGUUGCUGUUGCCGUGCUAACGUUUGUUAGCUCUUCGCUUAGCUAAGAGUUUUGUUGACAUUUAGCCGCGCAGCUAGUCGCGCAGGAGCCGCGGGACCUACUUUUUUGUCGUUUCGUGCCGGUUUCGCUCGUCGUUUUCCUUUAAAUGCGACCCGACGGGAAGGCAUGGCGCCCGGCUUCUACUGCACUCAUUCCCAGGAGAUAAUACGAGGUCUCCAACGGCUCCCGAUACAUCUGUCGGCCAUGUGAGAACCCUCUCGCCCUGGUGGACUUUGGUGGACCCGACCAGGCUGCGUCACCAGCGGGUGCCCGAAGCUACAACAUCAGACUGAAGUCUAUGCUUGUGACACAUUCUCUCCCAGGACGCAAACCCAGUAAAGUCCGUGCUGCCGUGGAACCCUCGGCCCCGUUAAAACAAUCCAGUGCUCCUGUCAUGUGGGUACGUUGCAGAAAAAGGCCCAUAAUACCCUCACUGGUGUCCCCGUCUUUCACGUCACCAUGGACCGGAAUAAACGCAACUCCAUCGCUGGGCUUCCCACGCGACCCGAGCGCAUCGGCGAGGACGGAGCGGGUGUGGGAGGGGAAGGGGGCGGCGAGAUGGGCGCGGGGUCGCCUUCACAGGUGGGCAGGGUGUGGCCGUCGUCCUACAGAGCCCUCAUCAGUGCCUUCUCAUGUCUCACGCGCCUUGAUGACUUCACCUGUGAGUGGAUUGGCUCUGGAUUCUUCUCUGAUGUCUACAAGGUGCGUCAUCGGGCUUCAGACCAAGUCAUGGCUCUGAAGAUGAACAAGCUGAGCAGCAACCGGGCGAACAUGCUGAGAGAGGUGCAGCUAAUGAACCGGCUCUCCCAUCCGUACAUACUCAGGUUCAAGGGAGUGUGUGUCCACGAGGGCCAGCUCCACGCUCUGACCGAGUACAUCAAUGGUGGGAACCUGGAGCAGCUCAUAGACAGCAACAAACACCUGAGUUGGGCCACGAGGGUGAAACUGGCCUCUGAGAUCGCCGGCGGUUUGUCCUACCUGCACUCCAAGGGCAUAUUCCACCGGGACCUCACCUCCAAGAACUGCCUGAUCAAAUGUGAGGACAACGGCUACACGGCAGUGGUGGGAGACUUUGGCCUGGCAGAGAAGAUCCCCACCAACCUUGCUGAAGUAGAGAAGCUGUCGGUGGUCGGCUCUCCUUUCUGGAUGGCUCCGGAGGUGCUGAGAAACGAACCCUACGACGAGAAGACCGACGUGUUCUCCUUCGGCAUCAUCCUGUGUGAGAUCAUCGCGAGGGUCCAGGCCGACCCCGACUUCCUCCCCCGCACGGAGAACUUCGGCCUGGACUAUCACACCUUCCAGCACAUGGUGGGAGACUGUCCGCCCGACUUCCUGCAGCUGGCCUUCAACUGCUGCAACAUGGACCCUAAACUCCGUCCGUCCUUCCCGGACAUCGUCAGGCAGCUCGAGGGGAUUCUCGCCGGCCUCAAAGUCGAAGAGAUGGAGCACGAGUGCGACCCGCUCGGCGGGGACAUCGACAAGAAGGCCGCGUCCAAAGGGGAGAAGAUCCAGGGCUUCAAGCGCCUGAACCCUCUCGGUUUCCAGGAUGAUAAAAUCCCUCCCAAGUCGCCGCGCCCCCGGCGAAACAUCUGGCUCAGCCGCAGCCAGUCGGACAUCUUCUCGUGCAAACCGGGGAAGAAAGUGAACGUCCAGGACCCCUACUACAACCCCACCAUCGCCCAGAGGGCCUCCAAGGCCCGCAAGGUCAACCCCUUCACCGCCCGAGAGGACCUGUGCGGCGGCAAGAUCAAGUUCUUCGACGUGCCGAGCGCGUCCGUCUUCUCGCUGGUGUUUGACCUCCACUCGCCGCCGGGGAGCGCGUUCGGCGACCGGCCGGCGGCUCACGGGGCCGCGGGGGGCCAACAGCCGACGUCGUACUACUGGCGGCAGCUGCCGGGGAGGCGGUGUCACUCUCUGCCCGUGUCGCCCCAGCUGCCGCGCUCCGAGGUCUUCCAGCUCGCUGCCGAGGUCGGCGCCAACCACAACGGUUCCGUCACCUGUAACUCCAGCCUGCUCGCCAACGCGCUGCCGGCGAUUAACUUCAGGCCUGACGCCGUCCUGGCGGCGAAAGCCUUGCUGAUCAGCUGGGCGAAGAAAUACGUCGUGGUUGAAAUCCCACCUUACUGCAGGCAGCAAGGAGGGGAGGAGGACGCGGCGGAGGACAGGAAGCAGGAGGGGAAGGAGGAGCUUGGGGAGAGCGGCUCUCCGAUGGCCCCCAGCAGCGAGAGGAACAGUGGGGAGGCGAUGGAAUGUUCCAGCAUCCUGGAGGAAGAGGAGGAACGAGAGAGAGGGACGGACCCCUGCCCCAUGUAACACACACACACACGUGGGGGUUUGGGGGGGUGGAUGAGGACUUCUAACUGAGGAUGGAGGACACGGAGGCUGGUGACUGAAAGAAUGAAUAUAUUGGGAAACAAAGCAAACCGUUGACUGUAUCACAAGUUGAUUCACAAAUCAAGCGCACCCGCGGGAGAUGAAUAACAUCUGUGCAAAGAUGCAACCAGCCGGGUGGGACGGGACAAGUCGGCUUUUUUCAACGGACACUCGGCAUAGAGAUUAUUUUUUUGAGACGGUUGUUUAUAUUUAAUAUUGUGAGAUGAUGUAGAUGUUUUCUUUGUAAAGGUGUCUCAUACAAUGCGUCUUGUGAAUGGAGAUCCCUUGUGUUGUGUAUUUGUGACUGUUUGAGAAUCAAAGUUUUUUUGAUAUUUUCCCUCCGUGUUCUUUGACAAACGUUUAUAUGAAAUCAAAAAAAAUCCCUUUCUGAUCGACGAGGCAAUUUCAAAUCAACUGAGACAGAUGUUUCUAUGUUUUACUCUCUAAACUAAUUGGCAUUUUUAUUUGGUCAGAUAUGCUGUGAAUCAGUCAAACUAACAGAAUUCAUCAAUCCAAAUCUUAAAGAAUCAUAUUCCAUAUUUGGUCAUCAGUCCACCGGAAAGUCGCCCUGAUUCGGCUCAUCGUUUUAAUGCGCCGCAUCGAGGAGAAGCUUCUCCUUCAUUCAGUCUCAUCCUAAUCUCACCUGGUUAAAGAUGUCUGGAGUAAUAAUUUCAGUGAAAUCCAAAGUAAACUUCAACAUGAAAGGAAAACCAGUCGGAUGACUGAUAUUUAUAUUUGAGGUAAACGGCUAAACAGCGUAAAGAGGUUUGUUCUGUCACGUUUUAGUUCUAAAUAGAAAUUGUUCCUUCAUUUCCCUCCUAAAGAGAUGGUACAACUUGCAGUGGCAGGAUUUUACUUCAAUGUGUAUUUUAUUUGAAUUAAUAGCUCGUUUAUAGCACAUCCAGCUGGCGGUUCAUCUGGUGACAUUUCCUCUUCUGUCGUGAUGUUAGAAUAAUAUUUGUUGCUCCUCACGUCUCUGAUGAUGACGAACCGAACCACUCACUACUUUUCCAGCGUCGUUUUACAAUAUAAAGGAUCUAAUUUGAUAUUUAUGAGAAAACAUUUUGAAUGUCUUUUUGUAUAUAAAGUUUGUUACCUGCUUUGGUGAAUACAGAUCAAGAUGCUAUAACGAA
Molecule: messenger RNA, 3800 nt
Organism: Gasterosteus aculeatus aculeatus (three-spined stickleback)
Lineage: Eukaryota; Metazoa; Chordata; Actinopteri; Perciformes; Gasterosteidae
Gene: tesk2
Product: testis associated actin remodelling kinase 2
Biological process (GO): actin cytoskeleton organization; protein phosphorylation
Cellular component (GO): cytoplasm; nucleus
Molecular function (GO): ATP binding; protein serine/threonine kinase activity
Source: RefSeq, a predicted model, not a curated record